Messenger RNA from Ipomoea nil (Japanese morning glory), 1462 nucleotides. Its product is annotated as protein TIFY 10A-like. Gene Ontology annotation, cellular component: nucleus. The transcript has 5 exons. The record is from RefSeq and is a predicted model, not a curated record. NCBI's taxonomy places the organism in Eukaryota, Viridiplantae, Streptophyta, Magnoliopsida, Solanales, Convolvulaceae. Gene Ontology annotation, biological process: regulation of jasmonic acid mediated signaling pathway; response to wounding; regulation of defense response. The coding region runs from base 219 to 998 and encodes 259 amino acids.
CGCAAAAUGGUUAACAUUAAAAUUUUCAAAAUAAAAAGCACAAAUUUUUGUGCGCAAUUCAACCUGUGCAGCCUUUGAAUCCAGUCUACCCAUAUAUUCCGGACUCUUCCUCCCUCUGUAUCAGAUACUCUGAAUAGCUUCCGGUGCACUACAGCAACAAGCUCGCCGCUUUUUUCUUAAUCUUCGUUCUUCGCCGGAAAAUCAAGAAAAUCUUGACCAUGCAGCUGCCGUUGGACGGUGGAAGGGCCGGCAGGGCGCCGGAGAAGUCGAAUUUCUCGCAGACUUGCAGCCUCCUGGGUCAGUUCCUCAAAGGGAAAGGCAGCCGCAGAGAUCUGGGUCUUGAAAUUCGUGGCAAAUUGGAGGCUGCAGGGAAAUCUGAUAUGUCUAAUGCUGCAACCACCAUAGAUUUCCUAGCCAACAUGGAGAAAUCAAGUCAGAUUCCAGAACUGGACUUGAAUUCCACAGAUCCCCUCACUGAGCAGGAUGAUGCUAUGGGGUCUGUUAGAACAAUUGAGGAAAACGCAAAUGAAGCUAGUACUAGCAAAGAAGCACCAAGAGAGCCCAAGGCUGCUCCACUGACUAUUUUCUACUCCGGCAAGAUUAUGGUGUUUGAUGAUUUCCCGGCCGACAAAGCCAGGGCAGUAAUGUUGUUGGCAAGCAAAGUAAGCCCUCAGGGCGUUUUCCAGACUGCUGGUGCAGAAAUCCAGCCUGUAGCGGCUAACUCAGCCAACCCCCCGCCUAGGAGGACUGCAAGUCCUGCACCAUCUUCACCCCAAGUUUCUUCGCCUUCAGGAUCUAAUGUUUCUGAUCUUCCAAUUGCAAGAAGAUCAUCCCUUCACCGAUUCCUUGAGAAGAGGAAGGAUAGGGCCACGGCUAGAGCGCCAUACCAACUACAUAAUCCAGUCGCUCCAUCAGCAAAGAACGAAGGGUCGUCUUCCAAGAACGAGGCUUCUUCUUCCAAGGCCGAGGAUGAACUAGACCUCAACUUCAAGCUGUAAUCCGUCAAUUUCAUAGGCCUGACUUUCGGCGUUUAAGCCCUAUCGUCUUCCAAGAACGAGGCUUCACUUCAUAGCCUCAUCUUCCAAGGGCGACAAAUCGUCUCCCAAGAACAAGGAUGAAUUGGAUCUCAACUUGAAGUUAUAGUCCAUAUCAGCAGCAGCUGCUUAUAGAUCUGACCAUUUUUGUUUAAUCCUUCCUCUCCUAUUGCAUUCAAUAGUCUUCCCUGUCCCUCCCUGCAGGGCACCUAACUAGCCUCCUUUCUCUGACUUUUUUUUAGUGGAUUACCCACCAACUUGUCUCAGCUGCGUUUUACACAUGAUAGAUAGAUGUAGUUGUCAUCACUUAUUGCUCUCACUUUGGCUCACCAAACUUGGUCAAGUCAACGAAUAUUCUUUAUAUAUGUGAUGCAUAUUUGUUUAAAAUGUAAUGAACACUAUGAGGUGUAUAUUCAAUUUAAGACUUU